AUGCAUAAUGAUAACGAUUCAUUUCGAUUGAUUGCAGUUGGAAGCGUUGUGAUAAGCGCCUUAACAAUUAUUUGCAUAAAUUUUUUUAUAUUUUUAUUUCUGACUAAAAUUGAAAGUCAAACUAUUGAAACUCAAAUUGUGGCGAAGAAAUUUCAGUUAAAAAAUAUUAAUAUUUCGAAUGUCCGAAGUCAACUUCCAUAUAAUCGUAUGGUUCGCUCAUACUGGCAUACUCACACUUGUCGAGGAUGCUACUCUUUGACAUGUCCAUUUGGACCUCCAGGACCACCAGGAAUGCCAGGAUUAGAUGGACUACCAGGAGAUCCUGGUAAUCAAGGAAAGACAGGAAUAGAUGGGUAUGACUUAGAACUUCAACCAGAGCCAGAUCUUCCGUGCACAAUUUGUCCUGCUGGACCUCGAGGACAGAGAGGUCUCCAAGGCGAACGAGGUCGAGAAGGUGCACCUGGACCAAGAGGUCCACUUGGAGAACACGGAAAACCUGGAAUUCAAGGCCUAAGAGGUCAAGAAGGAAAAAAGGGAGUACAUGGAUUAAAAGGACCACAAGGAGUUAAAGGACCUGAUGGAGAUUCAGUUAUUGCAGGUGUUGGUACUAAAGGACCAAAAGGAGCACCAGGUCCAAUGGGUCCGAAAGGUACAACAGGUUUACCAGGAAAGUCAUCGACACAACCCGGCAGACCUGGUACUCCAGGUAAAUCAGGUUUGAUUGGUCCACCUGGUGAUCCAGGGAGUAUUGGAGACGAAGGUAUAUGGGGACCACCCGGAGAACCAGGAUUCCCAGCUCAAUAUUGUGUAUCAGAUUGUGGGGUUUCUCAAAUACUCAUGCCCUCAUUUGUCCCUCCGCGAGAUCGUAUUAAACCCGAGAAAUCGGUCAGUAAUCGGCCAACGUCAGCCCCCCAUGUUUGGCCCGAAGUAUGGCUCCAAAAGUGA
This is a messenger RNA of Thelazia callipaeda (thelaziosis nematode), 945 nucleotides long. Lineage: Eukaryota; Metazoa; Nematoda; Chromadorea; Rhabditida; Thelaziidae. The record is from the annotation of a GenBank genome assembly.